Austrofundulus limnaeus is the source of this 2896-nucleotide messenger RNA. RefSeq names its product early growth response 1 (gene egr1). Lineage: Eukaryota; Metazoa; Chordata; Actinopteri; Cyprinodontiformes; Rivulidae. The record is from RefSeq and is a predicted model, not a curated record. Gene Ontology annotation, biological process: regulation of transcription by RNA polymerase II. Gene Ontology annotation, molecular function: DNA-binding transcription factor activity, RNA polymerase II-specific; RNA polymerase II cis-regulatory region sequence-specific DNA binding.
CCCUGCAGCUUCAGCACCAGCAGAGGAUGGCUGCAGCCAAGACCGAGAUGAUCCUGCCUGCCCUGCAGAUCUCUGAGCCCCUKAGCUUCCCUCACUCCCCCAUGGAUAACUACCCCAAGCUGGAGGAGGUGAUGAUGCUCAGCUCUGCGGGGACCCCCUUCCUCACUGCCUCUGCACCCGAGGGUGCGGGCUUUGGCUCCGGCGAGCCAGGAGAGCAGUACGACCACCUUGCAGGAGAUACGUUAUCUGAAAUCCCCUUCAGCUGCGAGAAGCCAGUGGUGGAGCAGACCUAYGCCUCGCAGAGGCUGCCCCCCAUCUCCUACACUGGCCGCUUCACCCUUGAACCCGCCAGCACAUGCAGCAACAGCCUCUGGGCGGAGCCCAUCUUGGGCCUGUUCACCAACCUGAUGAGCAGUGUUGCUCCGUCGUCCAACUCUUCUUCGGUCUCCGCACAGACCACCUCAUCCUCCUCAGCAGCCAUACCAUCCUCCUCCACCUCUUCUUCAACCUCUUCGACCUCUCAGAACUCCAGCCUCAGCUCCUCGAUCCACCACAGUGAGCCAAACCCGAUCUACUCAGCUGCCCCGACCUACUCCAGCCCCAACUCAGACAUUUUCCCAGACCAGGGCCAGGCUUUUCCCAACUCAUCUGGAGGAGCGCAGUACCCUCCCCCYGCCUACCCCAACAACAAGACCUGCAGCUUCCCCGUGCCCAUGAUUCCUGAUUACCUCUUCCCACAGCAGCAGGGAGAGAUCAGCCUGGUGCCCCCGGACCAGAAACCCUUCCAGAGUCAGUCGAGCCAGCCUUCCCUCACUCCUCUGUCCACCAUCAAGGCUUUUGCCACUCAGACUGGUUCACAGGACAUAAAAAGUGUGUACCAGUCCCAGCUGAUAAAGCCCAGCCGCAUGCGCAAAUACCCCACCCGGCCGAGCAAGACGCCACCUCACGAAAGGCCCUACGCCUGCCCUGUGGAGACCUGCGACCGCCGCUUCUCACGGUCCGACGAGUUGACACGUCACAUCCGCAUCCACACGGGCCAGAAACCCUUCCAGUGCCGCAUCUGCAUGCGAAACUUCAGCCGCAGCGACCACCUGACAACGCACAUCCGCACGCACACCGGGGAGAAGCCCUUUGCCUGCGAGAUCUGCGGACGCAAGUUUGCACGCAGCGACGAGAGGAAAAGGCACACAAAGAUCCACCUACGGCAGAAGGACAAGAAGGCGGAGAAGGCAGGCGCUGUGGCGGUGACAUCAGCGCCCGUAUCGGCUGCUUCGCCUGCCUCCAGUUACCCCUCGCCCAUCACCUCCUACCCAUCUCCGGUGUCUUCGUACUCCUCUCCAGUCACCUCCUGCUACUCCUCUCCCGUCCACACUUCCUAUCCGUCUCCUUCCGUCGCCACCACCUACCCAUCGGUGUCCAUGUCCACCACCUUUCAGUCCCAAGUCGCCUCCUCCUUCCCAUCCUCGGUUGCAUCGAACAUCUACAGCUCCCCCGUCCCCACCCCACUCUCAGACUUGCAGACCACCCUCUCCCCGAGGACAAUCGAGAUCUGCUAAAAAAAAGAAGAAGCAGGGGAAAAAAAACUUUUUUAUUCUCUCUACGCACUUCUGCUUCUGCAAGAGAUUUUUUUAUGAGGGGAAAGAAAUCAGCAUCAAAAGGACUUUGUUUUCUUCCUCCWAAAAGCACUUUCCUGCUCCCUGUGCAGUGUUAGGCGAAUCUUAAGAUUUGCCUGAAAGAAAGUAAAAGACACAUGUCAAGGAUCGGGCAAGGACAAUACAACUUGAAAAGGGAUUUUUUUCUCUCUCUGUGUUUGUUAAACAAAUAGAGCACUUCAAAUGUAUAAGGGACUUCAGAAACAGGGAGUAGAAAGCAGCUGACGGGUUUGUACUUUUAGCGCCCCAACCUCYCUAAAAACAACAAGACAUUCAGAUUGCCAGCGUUGUAGUGCUGAGGCAUGUCCGUCCUUGAGGCAUUCACUCAAAAGACAUUGGAUAAUAUACAUAAGCUAUCAUGUAUGUAUAUUGUACAUGUGCCAUGUUUUGUUUCUAUCAUUCUUUGAUACCACUGAUGUGAACAACUCUUUGCAUAUUUGCAUUGUAUUAUUUGAAGUGACCGGGGCCAUAUUUUCUACAUACUUCUUCUAUUCUGUAGUGAUGAUGCUGUGACACGUUUUGACGAUGUUUGGAAAAAAAAGGAAAAAAAAAGCACUUAAGUAUUCGAGCAUGAGUAAGAGUGAUGUUAUUUCUGUUUGUAAAUAUCAUCCCACUGCUACGAUCUCCUCCUCACGUGACAUAUCGCUUGGUUCUACGAAAAACAACUAGAAAUGAAAAAAAAAAAACACCAUUUUUUAAAAAGAAAAUUGAAACAAAACAAACGCUCCUGUUAUUCGGUGCCUUUUGUGAAGCCUUGCAGAUGUUGUGACUCGGCUGAAUGCGAGAAGAGGAUGCACUGCAUCUCGCCUUAAGGGUUGAGGGAAUAUUUUUGUUACAGAAUGUACGUACUCCGAGGAGAGAGGAGGAAAAAUAAAACGGGGGGAUGAUGAGCUAUGAGGGCACCGCUUCAUUUUGUCAGAAUGUAAGCAAAAAAUUWAAAAAAUAAAUAAAAAAAUAAGGGAUAUAAAAGUAUAUUUUUGUAAAACUUACGUGUAAAUAUCCACAUCUUCAAGAGCUGGAAUGUUGAAGUUACCUACUGAGUAGGCAUGGGAUUCUUUUGUAUGUUAUAUACAUGCAGUUCAUUAUUUUGUGGUUUAUCUUUAUUUUGUAUUUGUGUUUGUUAAAACAAGUGACUGUUUCUGGCUUCUAAACACAUUGAAUGCGCUUAACUGCCAAUGGGAUAUUUGGUGUACAAGAUAUCCUCCCAGAAAUGAAAUAUAAAUAAAAAUAUAAAUAUAUAUGAA